UUGAAUUUGAGAUUUUGCAUAGUAAUUUUGUUCUUUGUUUCUUGGACAAUCAUUGUCAAUAGGUAAAAUUUUAUUUUCCGUUUUGUAUUGAUAUUUCACAGAUUGUAGCAGAAAUGAAAGCUGCUGUUAUGAAUAUUAUAUUCGCGACAAUAAUAAUCGCGUUUUUUGGAAAAACGGCUUCUGCAGAUAUACACUUUCUCUCCGAUGAAUUUAUUGAAUUGGUGCGCAAUAAAGCAAAAACUUGGACGCCGGGGAGAAAUUUCCACGAAUCUGUUGGUGAAAAAUAUGUACGUGGAUUAAUGGGAGUGCACCCGGAUUCCCAUAAAUUCGCCUUACCUCAAUUAUUGAAGGAUUCUGGGGAAAGCUCAAUUGAGUUGCCUGAACAAUUUGAUUCUCGGGAGCAAUGGUCUCACUGUCCAACUAUAUCGGAAAUUCGAGAUCAGGGUUCUUGCGGAUCUUGUUGGGCCUUUGGAGCAGUAGAAGCAAUGUCCGAUAGGUUUUGCAUUCAUUCAAAUGGGACCCAAAAUUUCCACUUCUCUGCUGAUGAUUUAGUAUCAUGCUGCCAUACAUGUGGAUUUGGCUGUAACGGAGGAUUCCCUGGGGCAGCAUGGAGCUAUUGGACACGAAAGGGAAUCGUUAGUGGUGGCCCUUAUGGCUCUAAACAGGGUUGCCGCCCAUAUGAGAUUGCUCCAUGUGAACAUCAUGUGAACGGUUCACGCCCGGCCUGCGAUGGUGAACAUGGAAAAACACCUCGUUGUCAACAUAAAUGUGAAGAUAGUUACAAAGUGGAUUACGCCAAAGAUAAGCAUUACGGAUCUAAGGCUUACUCUAUUGGUCGUAAUCAACAAGAUAUUCAAGAAGAAAUUUUCAAAAAUGGACCAGUGGAAGGGGCAUUCACUGUUUACGAAGAUCUAAUAUUAUACAAAGAAGGUGUAUAUCAACACGUAGUAGGAAAAGCGCUUGGAGGGCAUGCCAUUCGUAUUUUGGGCUGGGGUGUAGAAAAAAACACUCCUUAUUGGUUAAUAGCUAAUUCAUGGAAUACCGAUUGGGGAAAUAAUGGAUAUUUCAAAAUACUACGUGGGGAAGAUCAUUGUGGGAUCGAAAGCUCCAUUUCAGCUGGUCUACCUAAGCUUGAAUAAAAUCUUAUCAUAUUAGAACAUAUUAGUAUCAUGAUACAUAGCCAAUUGGGAUGUAUCGUUAUGGAUUUAAAUUACUGAAUAUAGAAUAGAGUAAUUGUCUUUUUACGAAAAUAAAGUACCAUGAUUGUUAAGGUAUUUUUAUAAUUGGUUAACACGAUAUACAUAAUUUGGGGUGUAAAAAAAUAAAAUGCAAUUGUAAUUAAGAAAA
Messenger RNA from Ceratitis capitata (Mediterranean fruit fly), 1347 nucleotides. RefSeq names its product cathepsin B (gene CtsB). The transcript has 4 exons. The record is from RefSeq and is a predicted model, not a curated record. Gene Ontology annotation, biological process: regulation of catalytic activity. Lineage: Eukaryota; Metazoa; Arthropoda; Insecta; Diptera; Tephritidae. Gene Ontology annotation, cellular component: lysosome. The coding region runs from base 114 to 1139 and encodes 341 amino acids. Gene Ontology annotation, molecular function: cysteine-type endopeptidase activity.